AUGAGUAGAGGCAAUAUGUUGUAUGUUCGACAAGCACAGCCGCCCGCCGGUAGCGAGGCCCUCGGCCUCGGUUUUCUGGCGAAGAUCGGAAAGAAGAUCGCGGGUAUCUUCAAGCACAAAAAGAAAACCAAAAGCGUAGCCAAGAACGUAGCCAAGAACCAGACCAAACGUGGGUUGGAUGACUUCUAUAAGCGUUCGGAGGCGCCUUCGUUCAAAUUGGAUUAUGACCACAUCGACCACUCGGGGGAAAAUCUCAGGCGAGAGCUUACCGAGAUGUUCGAGCGGGCAGUCUUUCGUAGAGCGCUCAUGGCCCUUGACGAGCUUGACUAG
This is a messenger RNA of Fibroporia radiculosa, 330 nucleotides long. RefSeq lists its product as uncharacterized. NCBI's taxonomy places the organism in Eukaryota, Fungi, Basidiomycota, Agaricomycetes, Polyporales, Fibroporiaceae. The transcript has 2 exons. The record is from RefSeq and is a predicted model, not a curated record. The coding region runs from base 1 to 330 and encodes 109 amino acids.